Molecule: messenger RNA, 1488 nt
Organism: Batrachochytrium dendrobatidis JAM81
Lineage: Eukaryota; Fungi; Chytridiomycota; Chytridiomycetes; Rhizophydiales
Product: tRNA A64-2'-O-ribosylphosphate transferase
Exons: 7
Coding region: 1-1488 (495 amino acids)
Biological process (GO): charged-tRNA amino acid modification
Cellular component (GO): cytoplasm
Molecular function (GO): tRNA adenosine(64)-2'-O-ribosylphosphate transferase activity
Source: RefSeq, a predicted model, not a curated record
AUGAAUGCCAUAGAGCAAGUUCGCAAUGACAACAAGUCCAUAUACAAUCGGUUUCGAUCAAUUCAACAUGAUGCCAACUUUGUUCGUUAUGUCGCUGAACGAAUCAAGGCAUUACCAGUUGUUGCCAAUGAAAGAGCAGGAACUUGGUACACUGAUCCCAAACUUAGGAAUCAUGAAACGAGUGCAUACUUUAAAUCAACAGAUGGGCAUCAUGGACAGUGGGAUUUUAAUCUUAGAAGACUCAAUCGGCCAUUGCUUGAGUUGAUUACAGCUUCCACUGGCUGCAUCUUGGUAGAUAUAACUCGAAAAGGAAAGCGUUUUCCAGAUUCGCUGGCAAAAACAGUGCCAUUGUGGUGCGCUGUUAUCAACAGGGCAACUCAACUUUAUAGAUUAUCUGUAGAUACAGAUGGUAAUCAAACCAAUUCAUCAAACCUUGUGUGGGAUACCAAACUACAUUGUCCAUCCAAUGUAUCACAAUCUGAACAUGCUCAGAUGAGCGAAUUGAUCGAUAUCUUUGCUGAAAAGCUCUUGACUUCCUGCGCAGAUCUAACUUUGAUAUACAAACAACUUUUAAAACCACUUCGGCCACUAUGGAUAACACCCGUCACUCGAAUGUUUUUGGGAUGCCAUCAAGGUGAACAGCUAUGGAACGAAAUCAAAACAGAUCUCGACUUUUACCCAGUAAUUUGCGUGUCUGCAUCAAUGGAUCCACUCCAUAUGAAGACGAGUGAUGUUCCUAUCUUCCCGCUUAAAACAGAUUUUGUCUACAUACAAGGUGCGGCGGAUGAUAGUGAGAUGUGGGCACCUGGACUCACCAGUUCGCUGUUUUGGGAAUAUAUAAACUCGCAUGAGUUACUACAGUCAACUCCACAGCAAUGUCAUCAUGACAUCCAUCAGCUUAUUUCUCAGUCACAAUCCGAUCAAAUACAAUCUUCAAUGCAUUAUAGUUUAAAAAAAGGAUCGGCAUUUGAUUGGAUUGGUGAUACAGGAAUUGCCAUUGGAUCAUUUCAUGCUGCUGAUCCAUCAUCAUGCUGGAACGAAUUUGAUGUGAUUAUCAAUUGUGGUGCCAGAGAGUUUCCAGAAAACACAAUUUACAAAAAUGCAGAGCAAGGAAAAUUGUAUGUCUAUUUAGAUAUCCCAGAAGGAAAAAAAGGUCAAAAUAAACUAUUCGAUUGUAUCCCUGCAGCCAUUCAAUGUGUGCAAGGAAAAUUCAUGUCACAGGGUCGUCGUAUUCUAGUACACUGUAUGCAAGGAAGGGAUCGGUCAGUUGGAAUUUGCCUUGCACUUUUAGUAGAAUACAUGGACGCAAACUGGAUCAUGUCACCCACUGGCAAGUCCUGUAGAGGUCAGCUUGACAAGGAUACUAUUCGUAAUCGGUUGCUCUACAUUCAACGUUUUCGAAUGGUGGCAUCGCCUUCUAGAGCAACUCUCAAAAAAAUUAAUUUGUAUUUUCUUGAAACCAAUGAUCAUUCAAAUAGAGAUACAUAA